Messenger RNA from Trichobilharzia szidati, 1871 nucleotides. The record is from the annotation of a GenBank genome assembly. Lineage: Eukaryota; Metazoa; Platyhelminthes; Trematoda; Strigeidida; Schistosomatidae.
CAAAACACUCAUUUACCAUAAAACGGUAUUAUCAACGAAUGGUCAAGAAUUAGUUUAGAAUUAUAGUAAGCUUGGGAAACCCGGACUAUAACGCUUAAACAAACUUAAGCUUAUCUUCGACUUCUAACCCUAAUCUAAUUGUUGACCUCAAGCCAUACAUUAAAAUGAGAUAAAUCAGAUUGACAGAAUGCCGUUGAGGCGAAACACACUGAUUUCAAUACUAGGCACUUGUUUGCUCAAGAUCGUUUGGUGGCUGCUACAACCUAUCUUUACCUAUAGCAUUAGAUAAUGCAUUUUGAUAUGGCUUGCAAGUAGCUCAUGUAGUAAUUGUCAUUUAAUUACAUUCAGUCACCAUCGCUGUUUACGAUUUCGCCUUCCAUAUGAGCGUUUUCAAACUACCUGGUUAAAUUAUUGUUGUCUUAGUCUUAAAGUUUGCUUACUUAUGACCAUUAGGAUUAUUUUAGACUUAUUCUACUUAUCCACUAAAUAUAAAGGUUUGAGAGCUCCCAAACUUCCAGAAUUUCUCCGCAGCAAAGUCUUGAUAUGUUCCCUUUAUUUUACUGCUUUCUGAUGUUUGAUUUCGUGUGAGUAUAUUAUUGUAACAAGCGAUUUAACAGAAAGUUUACUGUACCUGGUUUUCGUUUUUAAAUUAAACCGUUUGGGAGUAUACUCUAUGAUAUUCCAAAAACUAAUUUCAUUUUUUGUCGGAUAAUGUGCCAGUGGAAAUCUCUUCUGGAGAUGUCAGUUUCUCCAUUUGACGUUAAUUGUGUUAGCAGAAAGGGCGACAAUAAUGUAUUCUGUGUUAAACUGGGUAAACAAGUGUUAAUACUAUUUCAGUGCUUUAGAAUAUUUGGUCAUUACCGUUAGUCUUCGCGCUUAACUGUAUGGCUUUAGCUAAAGUUUUCUGUCUGCAUUUGUUCAUCACUAACUUAUUCGUUUUAAUUGUGGGUCUCUACUUUGUUGCUACUAACUGUCCUGCGAAAUAGAUUUCACAUUGUCAUUUUAAAAGAAGUUAGAUGGAACCGACAUGUGUAAAGACGUCAGAACAUCGUUUGGAUGAUUGGUUAAUUAUUUUGAAGGAACAUCAUAUUUUAAAAUCUCUUGGACCAGAGAGAAAGGCGUUUGAAGAGAGUGUGGACCUUCCUGCCAUCCCUGAGAUGAUAUUUGACCAAAAUUCACUCUCAAUUUAUUUCUGUCAGUCGAAAGAUAUAGAAACUAAAGUAUGUAAAAUUGAUUUUAAUGCACUCGAUGCUCUUAAAUUGGUGGAUCCAAAGAACAUAACAGUCGAGGUACCUUUCGCAAAGGAUUGGCGAGAAUCCCGAUCUACUAACAACGAAGAGCUAGUAGCACAUAAACCAUAUGACUGGACAUUUACCACUCCUUAUACAGGAACAUUGUCUGGACCUUGGAGUGUGUCUCGUACAACUGAAGGUUUAGAUAUGGAGUACUUACGUCGGAAAGAUCCUAUUAAAUUUUUUGUCAAUACAACAUUGUAUGAAGAUGAAUUAGGUGAUAAUGGGAUGUCUAUGUUAAAUGUAAAAUUUCGUGCAAUGUCCACCGGUUUCUUCUUGUUACAGCGUUUCUUUUUACGUGUUGAUGGUGGACUCUUACGAGUGUAUGACACACGAAUACAAUGGCGUCAAAGUGAUAGCUACUUACUUCGGGAUGUACGUCGGGUGGAAAGUUCAUCGUGGAAAUCAGAAAUGAAUGGAGUUAGUUUAGAAAUGGCAGAUCAAUUAUGUGACACAGUAAUUGAACACUAUACAGAAAAACUUGUACCAUUAAGUGUAAAUACAUCUUAGAAAAAAAAUACUUAUACUUAUUUUGUAUGACUAUUGUGAUUGAAAAGAAAUAAUAAAUUUAUGUAAAUA